Chaetomium strumarium is the source of this 1695-nucleotide messenger RNA. RefSeq names its product general substrate transporter. Gene Ontology annotation, biological process: transmembrane transport; carbohydrate transport. Gene Ontology annotation, molecular function: carbohydrate:proton symporter activity. Lineage: Eukaryota; Fungi; Ascomycota; Sordariomycetes; Sordariales; Chaetomiaceae. The record is from RefSeq and is a predicted model, not a curated record. Gene Ontology annotation, cellular component: membrane. The transcript has 4 exons. Bases 1 to 1695 code for a protein of 564 amino acids.
AUGGCCGCCGACACAGUAACACCGCCUCGAGCACCUCCCAUUCCGUCCCAAGACCAGGAAAAAGCCGAGGUAAACAUGCCCAGCAUGCCACUAGACGGCCAUGUUGUCGUCGACGCAAAGCACGCCACGGAUAAGGAGCACGACAUGUCCCUCCUCACAGCCCUCAAGUUGUACCCCAACGCGAUCGGCUGGUCAGUCCUCGUCUCAGCCACCAUUAUCAUGGAGGGCUACGAUCUGGCACUGCUGGGCAACCUAUACGCCUCGCCGGCCUUCAACCGCAAGUUUGGCGCGUACGACGAGGCGGCCAAGAAGUACGUCGUCUCGGCCGCGUGGCAGUCGGGCCUCUCGAACGGGGCGCGGGCGGGCGAGAUCCUCGGCCUGAUCGUCGCCGGCUGGUUCUCGGAUCGCUAUGGAUACAAGCAAACGACCCUCUGGUCGCUGAUCAUGCUGACCUGCUUUGUGUUCGUGCUGUUCUUUGCACCGAACGUGCAGGUGUUGGUUGUUGGCGAGGUGCUAUGCGGUAUGCCAUGGGGCGCCUUCCAGAGUGUCACGGCGGCGUAUGCGUCCGAGGUCGCGCCGCUCGUGCUCAGGCCGUACCUCACGACCUUCAUCAACAUGUGCUGGGUGAUUGGGCAGUUCUUCGCCGUCGCGGUCAACAAGGGCUCGGUGAGCAGGACCGACGACUACUCCUACAAGAUCCCAUUCGCCGUCCAGUGGGUGUGGCCGGUGCUCAUACUUCCACCCCUCCUGUUUGCCCCUGAAUCUCCCUGGUGGUAUGUGAGACAUGGUAGAAGGGACGAAGCCAGGAAGUCUCUCCUGCGCCUGACCUCACGGAACCAGCCGGGCUUUGAUGUCUCGGAGACGAUUGCUAUGAUGGAACACACCAAUGAGCUGGAGAAGAAUAUGAAGGAAGGGGUUCGCUUCCGAGACUGCUUCAGCGGCGUCGAUCUCCGCCGUACCGAGACCGUCGUCGGGAUCUGGCUCGUCCAAACGCUAGGAGGCCAGAAUUUGAUGGGCUACUUCGCCUACUUCCUCACGCAAGCCGGCAUGGACCCGAGCAAUUCCUUCACCCUCUCCCUGUGCCAGUACGCCCUCGGCCUGAUCGGCACCGCCGGCUCGUGGUUCCUCAUGGCCCGCGUCGGGCGAAGGACGAUCCACUUCGGCGGGCUCUGCGCACAGCUCACGCUGCUCCUCAUCGUGGGCUGCCUCUCGUUCGGGCAGACCAAGGCGUCGGUGUGGGCCAUCGGCGCGAUGCUGAUCGUCUUUACGUUCGUGUACGACUUCACCGUCGGGCCCGUGACGUACUCGCUCGUGUCGGAGCUCUCGUCUACGCGGCUGAAAGCCAAAACCAUCGUGCUGGCGAGGGCCGCAUACAACGCGAGCAACAUCUUUGUCAACGUCAUGACCAACUACCAGCUCAGCUCGACGGCGUGGAACUGGGGCGCCCGCACGGCCUUCUUCUGGGCGGGCAGCUGCCUGCUUUCGGCCGUGUGGGUGUACUUCAGGCUGCCGGAGCCCAGGGGCAGGACGUAUGCCGAGCUGGAUCUGCUGUUUGAGAAGGGCGUGCCGGCGAGGAAGUUCGCGAGCGCCAAGAUCGAUCCGUUCGCGCAGGCUGCGAGCGGCGGGAAGAGGCUGUCCGUGGAGGAGAUAGAGCAUGUAGAGAAGGAGAUAGAGCAUGUAGAGAAGGAGCGUUGA